Scophthalmus maximus (turbot) is the source of this 2762-nucleotide messenger RNA. It is a transcript of the gene arrb2b, whose product is annotated as arrestin, beta 2b. Gene Ontology annotation, biological process: G protein-coupled receptor internalization; signal transduction; positive regulation of ERK1 and ERK2 cascade. The coding region runs from base 113 to 1336 and encodes 407 amino acids. The record is from RefSeq and is a predicted model, not a curated record. NCBI's taxonomy places the organism in Eukaryota, Metazoa, Chordata, Actinopteri, Pleuronectiformes, Scophthalmidae. The transcript has 14 exons. Gene Ontology annotation, molecular function: angiotensin receptor binding. Gene Ontology annotation, cellular component: cytoplasm.
UGUAGGCGCGGCUUGUGUCGGCGGGGGGAAGACCCGAGGAGCUGACAGACGGCAGCGAGGGAGAGAGAGCAGCAGACCCAGCAGAGCAGUCACCGUGCACAGGAGUGAGGAGAUGGGAGACAGAGCGGGGACCAGAGUCUUCAAGAAGUCCAGCCCCAACUGCAAACUCACUGUUUAUCUGGGGAAACGAGACUUUGUUGAUCACAUAGACCAUGUAGAUCCAGUAGAUGGAGUGCUCCUUGUAGACCCAGAGUACAUGAAGGAUCGUAAAGUGUUUGUUAGUCUGACCUGCGCGUUCUGUUACGGUCGGGAGGACUUGGAUGUCUUGGGCCUUUCCUUCAGGAAGGAUCUGUACGUCAGCACCGUCCAGGCGUUCCCUCCCCUGCGGGGGGAGAAGAAGCCCCUGAGCUGCCUGCAGGAGAGGCUGCUGAAGAAACUGGGUCAGCAUGCCAACGCCUUCGGCUUCACCAUCCCCCAGAACUUGCCCUGCUCGGUGACCCUCCAGCUGAGCCCAGAGGACACCGGGAAGGCGUGCGGCGUGGACUAUGAGCUUCGAGUGUUCUGUGCAAAGACUGUGGGGGAAAAGAUCCACCAAAGGAACUCUGUGCAGCUUGUGAUCCGGAAGGUUCAGUACGCGCCGGAGAAGCCAGGUCCACGGCCCAUCGUGGAGACCAGUCGCAGCUUCCUGAUGUCUGACAGAUCGCUGCAUCUCGAGGCCUCGCUGGAUAAGGAGCUGUACUACCACGGUGAGCCCAUCACCGUUAAUGUCCAUGUCACCAACAACUCCACCAAGACUGUCAAGAAAGUGAAGAUUUCUGUUUGUCAGUAUGCUGAUAUCUGUCUGUUCUCCACGGCUCAGUACAAGUUUCCCGUGGCCCAGGUUGAAGCAGAUGACCAGGUUUCUCCCAGCUCCACCUCCUGCCAGGUCUACACGCUGACUCCCGUGCUGGGCACCAACAGGGAAAAGAGAGGCCUGGCCCUGGAUGGAAAGCUAAAGCAUGAAGACACCAACCUGGCCUCCAGCACCAUAGUAAAAGAAGGGACCAGCAAGGAGAUGAUGGGGAUCGUGGUUUCUUACAGAGUUAAAGUCAAACUGGUGGUGUCUCGUGGAGGGGAUGUAGCAGUGGAACUUCCUUUUGUCCUGAUGCAUCCCAAACCUACAGACCAGCCCUGCUCCAAACCACAAUCAGAGGCUGGUGCUUCUGUAGAUACAAACCUCAUCGAGUUUGGCAUGAAUUCUUCCUCCCCGGUGGAUGAGUUUGUGUUUGAGGACUUUGCUCGGCUGCGGUUGACGGGGAUGAAGGAUCACAUGAGUGAGGAUGAGCCCCUCUUUUAGCUCAUCCAGCUCGGCCAGCAGCGGGGUCACACCUCAACCCCACAGGCCGAGACAAGGACGAAGAAGAAGACCCAACAGCCAGAAGUCUCUCCCCUGCUUCAAUUAUACAAUUCACUGUGUUCGGGUAGCUUUCGCUUGAAGUAUAUGACCCUAACCCUCAUCUUUAGCGCAUCAGUACAAAACACACUCACUUCAAUAUAUUUUUUCUGGUCUUACAUUAGACAUCAUCAUCUAACAUUGUGAACAGAGUGGAAGAGACACUUUUGAAUGCGAAUGUCGCCACCAUAUCGUAGGGCCAACAUACAGAGACAAACAACCAUUCACACCUACGGUCACUUUAGUCUCCACUUACACUAACUAAUCCACCUUCUUACUGUGGGGCAACAGCGCCUACCACUACGCCACCAUGCAGCCCACAAACCCACCUGUAAACAGCUACAUACAACAUGGCUAAUUCUGUCUAUAAUAUACCAUAACUUAAUAUGUAAAUCAGCCAGCUAAACAAUCAACCUUAAAUUCGUGUGAAUCUUUUGGCUGUCCCUCACGUGUAAUUUGAGCUGUUCGUUACGAUAAAAAAGCAGUUGUGUUUUAAUUGUGUUCAUCCAUCAACUAUGCUGCUUAAACUUUGAGGCCUGUGUGUGUGUGUGUGUGUGUGUGUGUGUGUCACAGCAGAAAUGUGAGCUUUGUAAAUGUAAAAUAUCUACUGUAUUAUCCCUAUUAACAAACCUGAGAUUUAUAGAAUACUUUACACUACACAAUAUAACAAGAAAAAAUAUAUCACAAGAUACUACAUGGGUUUUCUGUUGUUUUACUCAAAAAAGAUUAUAGAAAAAUGACAUUUUUAUUUUGUUUCAAACAUAAGAUAAGUUGUCGUACAGCACUUUUGUUUCGUGAGAAAGAACUUUUCACCUGUCAAAUGGAAUGUUAUGUGAACACGACCGGUCAAGAUAUAAGACUCAUGUUGAGAAAGUGAAACGUCUUGCAGUUGGUCCUCGUGCUCUACGUCACAUCAGGCUUCUAUCCCCCUCCACCUUUGAGGGAGGACUGUCCUAUAAUGUAAUCAGGUCCGAGACUGGAGUUACUUUAAACUAUAAGGCCUUUCAAUUCAUCCAAAAGGCUGUGACAGACAUAAAUUAUGCCAGAUAUGGGCAUGACUGUUAGACACGUUUUAUUAAAUUGGUUCUCAAGUGCUUACAAUAUAAAAAAAAGGUUCUUGGUAGUUUUAGUGGUGUCUUACUUGAGUCUAUAAAUGACCAUGCACAUAAAAUAGGAAAAUGGACCACUGUAAACAGAAUAUACCCAGAAAUACAACGUACACCAUUAAGAAAAUCUGAGAUCAUGUACACAAAUUUUUUCUUUGAAUUUGUCUUCACUUUUCUUGAGACUCCGGUUUUUGUAAUGAUAAUAAAAAGGAUUAUUAAAAGUA